UACAAGCCCUGGGAGAGUCUGGAGAGGAGCAGAGCUGCUGGGUUGAGGGGAGUAGAGCAUCGUGAGAUGGCCAGGGGUAGCCUGGAGACCCCACAACACAUUAUGAGCCUGCUCCUGGGAACCAUCCUGCUGCUCCUGCUGCUGCCUGACGCUGCUGGGGGACAGGAGAGUUGUGCUGAAUUGAAUCGGGGUGACAGGCAUCACCAGUGCUGCAACACUGCGGAGUCAGAGGAGCGAGGCGAUGGGACCCCUAGCCCUGACUUGCCUCGGCACUGCCCAGAGCUGAGGCGCUCCAGCAGCCCUGCUUGCGCCUGCCUGCGGGAGCGCUGGCUCAGACUGCUGCAGUCGGCAGGGCCGGCGCUGCGCAGUGGACUGGCCGGGCUGAAGGUGCUGCUCCUCAAUGUCAGCAGGGCUGCCACCCAUGAUGUCCUCAUCAACUUUUCCCCCAUGGAGGGCCCUCAGAUGCUGAAUCUGACGGCAGGCAAAGUCCAGCUCCCCAGGGAAAUAUUCCGGUCCCUGAGCAGCUGGACAGUGCGUGUGGUUGUGAUGGUCCUCAACAUCCAGCAGCUUGGCAUGUUUGAGGAGGUCAACCGGACGGGGCAGGUGCUGGAUGACACCGUGGUGGGCAUCACAGUGGGAGAGACGAGCAUCUCUGGGCUGCAGGACCCCGUGCAGCUCACCUUCACCCACAGGCAGCUGCCCCAUAAUGUCACCCCACAGUGUGUCUUCUGGGAUACCAGCAAAGGGCAGGCAGGAGGCUGGAGCAGCAGUGGAUGUGUCACACAGCCCGGAGACAAGGAGACAGCCUGCUCCUGUGACCACCUCACCUUCUUCACCCUCCUCCUGAAUCCGGCUCUGGACAGGUCCACAGCACAAGGCUUGAUGGCUGUUGCCACUGCUGGCUGUGGGGUAGCCAUGGCUUUCUCCAUCUUCACCAUUGCCUUCUGCAUCUUCUUAAGGUGCAGGUUCAGGUCUGAGGACACUCUCUGCAUCAACCUGGGGCUGCACGUGAACCUUGUGGGCAGCCUGUUCCUCCUCAACCUGGCCUUCCUGCUCAACAGCAGGCUUGCCAGUGAGACCCAGCUGGGGACCUGCAAGGUCUUGGGGGGGCUCACCCACUACUGCCUGCUCUGCUGCUUCACCUGGAUGGCAUUGGAGGGCUCUCACCUCUAUCUCCUCUUCGUCAAGGUCCUUGGCACCUACAUCCACCACUACCUGGUGAAGCUUUGCCUGGUUGGCUGGGGCUUCCCCACUCUCAUUGUGGGGGUGGCAGGAGUCAUCGACAGCUAUGGAGAAUACAGCAUCCAGACCGCGGACCACCAGGUCAUAGCCCGCCUGUGCUGGAUCCCUUCUGAACAUGUCCUAGUCCACUAUAUCACCAACUGUGGCUACUUCGGCCUCAUCUUCCUCUUCAACAUGGGUGUCUUUGGGAUGGUGAUCCAGAAGAGCUGCUGCCUGAAGGACACAGGGGUGGUGCAGAGAGACCACAAGGCCUGGAAGGUGGCCCUGGUGGCAGCGGGACUCUUCUGCCUGCUGGGAGUCACCUGGGCCCUGGCAUUCCUCACGCACAACACCUCCUCUGUGCCCAUGCUCUACCUCUUCACCAUCCUCAACUCUCUCCAAGGAAUCUUCAUAUUCAUCUGGCUGGUUGUCCUCUACUACCCAAAGACAAAGGAGAUCACUGGGUCCCUCUCCCACAUCAUCAGACACGACACAACGACCACAGUCUCCCAGGACUAGCUGCCAGCUAGAUCUUCCUCCCUGCCUGGGUGUGCACAUGCUGAUAGCAAGCUUGGAUCCUGAAGGAUGCAGCUUUCCCACAGAGGACAGGGCCUCAGUUUACCCUUCAGUGGGUAUGACCCACCUUAGGGCUCUUUGUGUCAGCCCUUUCGUUCCCAGUGGCCUGCUUUGGGCAGGGAGCUCUGGAGGUGCCCCUGCUGCCAAAGUCCCUCCAGGCUGCAGCUCCCCCAUAGUCUUGAAGUGUGCUCACUCUCAUUCCCCAGGGGAUCUUGCAGGGGUGAGGAGGGAGCCCACGAACCACCUGUCUGAAGUCAGAUGGGGCCAUCCCCCUCUUUGCUAGACCUGGCCUUUGCUGCUGUACCAGGCUGGUGGAGGGUUUUUCUGCUCCAGCGCAGACUCAGGAGGUUCAGGUUUGGGAAUUGGCAAAAAAAAGAGAAAUUCCUCUCCAAAUGGAUUUGGAGCUGAGGUCUUCAGGCAGGGAUCUGCUGGGCAUCCCUCCUGAAAAACACCCUCUGGAGCCAGCAAUGAUUUCUGUGAGAACACUGUGCUUUGGCUGAAUGUACACACGUAGCCGCCUAUCAGGGAAAACACUCAUC
Athene cunicularia (burrowing owl) is the source of this 2336-nucleotide messenger RNA. It is a transcript of the gene ADGRG3, whose product is annotated as adhesion G protein-coupled receptor G3. Gene Ontology annotation, cellular component: membrane. Lineage: Eukaryota; Metazoa; Chordata; Aves; Strigiformes; Strigidae. The record is from RefSeq and is a predicted model, not a curated record. Gene Ontology annotation, biological process: adenylate cyclase-activating G protein-coupled receptor signaling pathway; cell surface receptor signaling pathway. Gene Ontology annotation, molecular function: G protein-coupled receptor activity.